UGAGAAGAUGCGGUGGGUUGGAGGUUGGGCGUGGCGUGUGGGCGGGGCUGUGGGCGUGAUUUGGCUGGUGGGCGUGGCACUACUGGCACCCACUGGACCACCAACCACCAGUGACCCGCGACUCUCUCAGCGCCUCCAGCGGGCUGUCAACGACCUUGAUCUUCUCAAGAAGCAGAAUGAUGACAUCAGACAAGUGCUUCACGAAUUUACUAAACAGGUGAACUCUCUCAAUAAUGAUGAGGGACGAGGAGGAGGAGCUCAGACCUCCAGUGGCAACACAGCCAUGGUAGCCGAGCUGCAGAAGAAACUGGAACACGCGCAGAGAAUGUUGCAACAAGCUGAUGUUACUGCCGAGCGCAAGCCAGGAUUGUCCGACUUUACACCAUCACUAGAGUUUGAACAGACUCGAAGGCUUGUGGAACAGGGCGUCCAAGAAACUUGGUGGUAUGUUUCCGACCAACUCCAACAACUGCGUAAAAAAGUCGCAGCAUUCUCUGAUUUCACUUCUCACAUUGAUCAGAUGUUGGAAGUAGGAGCAGAUCAUGCAAGAGUAACCCAGUAUGAUCUUCAUCGUCUUAGCCAUCUGGAUGGCUUAGGGUCCUGGAGAGAACAAGAGGCUGCUGAUCUUAGUGGCUUAAUACAAAAUCGACUUCAUGCCCUCCAACACCCACCUGAUUGUGCUAAAGCCAAAAAGCUUAUCUGUAAUCUUAAUAAG
This is a messenger RNA of Cherax quadricarinatus, 715 nucleotides long. NCBI's taxonomy places the organism in Eukaryota, Metazoa, Arthropoda, Malacostraca, Decapoda, Parastacidae. The record is from RefSeq and is a predicted model, not a curated record.